AUGAACUCGGUACAGAAAAUACUGCAAUGCAAUUUUUCAACAAUCUUGUUGGAGAAAAAGAUGGAAAUAAAAAAUAAAGGUAGGCCUACUCCAGACUUAAAUAUUAAACAAAUUACUAAAUGUAAAACGAGAGAAUAUGUAAGAAAAUUUAAUAAUAAUAUAUAUAAAACCUAUGACUGGAUUUGUGGUUGUUCAGAAACUAAUCGUUUGCAUUGUUUUCCCUGUUUACUUUUUGGUCAAAAAUCUAAUGAUGUCACUUGGGUAAAGAAUGGAAUAAACGAUUUAAUUAAUUUAACUUCUAAAAUCAAAACACACGAAAAAUCAAUGACACAUAAAUUCUCAAUUAAAUUUAAAACUAUUAGGAAAACAAGACAUAAGACAACAACUUUCUAGUGCGUAUCGGUUAAAUAUCAAACAAUACAAUUAAAAAAUAAGUCAUAAUCGUUAUAUAUUGAAUAAAAUAAUAAAUUGUAUUAAAUUUUGUGGAGCAUUUGAACUUGCACUCAGAGGUCACGAUGAAAAAUCAAAUUCAGAAAAUCCCGGCGUAUUUCGAGGUCUUAUAAACUUUAGUUCAGAGUUAGAUUCGGUACUAAAAUGUCAUAUUGAGAACUCUUCGGUAUUUAAAGGUUUAUCCAAAUCAAUCCAAAAUGAUUUACUAGAAUGUUGUUUAGCUGUAUGUCAACAAAGAAUUAAAAAUGAAAUAAAACAAGCAGAAUAUAUUUCUGUAAUGGCUGAUGAAACAACUGACGUAUCUGCUCAGUUUCAAUUGUCAAUAAUAUUUAGAUAUUUACUAUCGGAUGGAACACCAGUAGAAAGGUUUUGGGGAUUUUUCAAUCCUACUGGACAUGAUGCGAAAUCGUUGUCUGAAUGUAUAAUAUUCAACUUGGAAAAAGUCCUAGAAUCGCCAAAUAUGUUGAUUUGUCAGAGUUACGACAGCGCAAAUGUGAUGAGUGGACGUCUCAAUGGUGUACAAAAAAUAAUAAAUAAUAGUUAUAAAAAUGCACAUUUCAUACAUUGCUAUGCUCGUCAGCUUAAUUUAAUUUUAAUUCAAGCAACUUCACAAAAUCGUGAGAUAAGGAUAUUUUUUUCAAACUUAACUGAUAUAACAAAUUUUUUUUCAAACAGCCCACAGCGGGUUACGGUUUUAG
Messenger RNA from Cinara cedri, 1148 nucleotides. NCBI's taxonomy places the organism in Eukaryota, Metazoa, Arthropoda, Insecta, Hemiptera, Aphididae. The record is from the annotation of a GenBank genome assembly.